AUCGAGGAAAUCAUGCGUGAACACGGCUGGACGAAGGGCGCGGUGCAGCGCAUGCGGAAGCUCGACAGCUUCACGAAGGAGUGCCAGCGGUUUCACAGCCUCGCCGCUUUGAUGACGCACUUCGCGAUGCAAGAUUACACCUUCUCGGACGGCGCGCGCGUCCCGGCGGGCACGCCCAUUAUGGUGACUUCGCAGCCGAUGCACGACGACGAGGAGAUCUACACGAACGCGGACGACGCGAACAGCCCUGGACGCCGCUUCUUCGCGGUAAGUGAAAUCAUAAUCAUGAUGGCGCAUGUCCUGCUCACCCACGACGUUCGACCAGAAGUAGAGGGUGUCAUUUCGCCC
This is a messenger RNA of Phanerochaete carnosa HHB-10118-sp, 348 nucleotides long. RefSeq lists its product as uncharacterized. The record is from RefSeq and is a predicted model, not a curated record. The transcript is spliced from 2 exons. The annotation marks the transcript as partial. Lineage: Eukaryota; Fungi; Basidiomycota; Agaricomycetes; Polyporales; Phanerochaetaceae. Gene Ontology annotation, molecular function: oxidoreductase activity, acting on paired donors, with incorporation or reduction of molecular oxygen; monooxygenase activity; heme binding.